AUGCGCGUCCUCCUCGUGUCCGAAAACGUGCCGCCGCAGGUCAACGGCAUCGCCCGCCGGGUCGGGAAGUAUGCGGACGGCCUUCGCGAGCGAGGCUGCACAGUCACGCUCUGCCACCCGGGGUCUGAGUGCUGCUGGGCCUUCGCAAACCCUUGGAACUUUAGCGCUUCGAUGAUGGUGUUGCGGCCGCUGGCCUUCGUCGAGCUCGCCCGCCAGCGCUGGGACGUUGUUCACGUCGUAAUGCCUCUCAACCUCUCCGGAGUCUGGCUCCUCGCCGCCUUCCGAUUCCUGCACCUCUUUGGCGCGGACGCGCCGCGGCUGGUCGUCUCGCACUGCAACCUCGGCGCGUACAACGAGUCCAUAUUCCCCGCCGGGCUCACCUGGAUCACGGAGGGGCUAUGCACAGCGGUCUUCUGCCCGUCAUGUGCAUGUCUAUAA
This is a messenger RNA of Emiliania huxleyi CCMP1516, 438 nucleotides long. RefSeq lists its product as hypothetical. The transcript is spliced from 4 exons. Lineage: Eukaryota; Haptophyta; Isochrysidales; Noelaerhabdaceae. Gene Ontology annotation, molecular function: glycosyltransferase activity. Bases 1 to 438 code for a protein of 145 amino acids. The record is from RefSeq and is a predicted model, not a curated record.